CCUCACCGCCAUCGUUUUGGAAAGAGAGAUUAAUAAUUGAGCGUUUAUAUAUUGCGCGACAGUGACAGAGGGGGGCGAGGGAGCGCAAAACGCACUGUGGAGAGGAGGGGGGGUUGCCAGUUUAAAUCUAUCUGUGGCUCGAAACCGACCGGGAAGCACGCCACAGCCGCUCCGUGUAGUAGUAGUAAAAGGGCUAGGGAAUAAAAAAAAAAAAACAGAAAGCAAAACAAGCCUAUUCGAGCGCACAUCCGCGAGAGAGAGCGAACAACUGUCUCUUCUCUUCUCCUGCGUAAAGAUUGUCCCGUUUCGGCGUGGAACAUGAAUAAGCUUUACAUCGGCAACGUGAGCGCAGAGGCGAGCGAGGAGGACUUGGAAAGUAUCUUCAAGCAGUGGAAGAUUCCGCACAGUGGCUCAUUUCUUGUCAAAACUGGCUAUGCGUUUGUGGAUUGCCCGGACGAGAAAGCGGCUAUGAGAGCUAUCGAUGUUCUUUCAGGUAAAGUUGAACUUCAUGGGCAAGUUCUGGAAGUGGAGCACUCUGUCCCUAAACGUCAAAGGAGCUGUAAGCUGCAGAUCAGGAACAUCCCGCCUCAUAUGCAGUGGGAGGUUUUGGACGGUAUGCUUGCACAGUAUGGUGCAGUAGAGAGCUGUGAACAAGUUAACACUGAGACAGAGACUGCAGUAGUGAAUGUUCGAUAUGCAACCAGGGACCAGACAAGAUUAGCAAUGGAAAAGCUGAAUGGGUCGAUGAUGGAGAACUAUGCCUUGAAAGUGUCGUAUAUCCCAGAUGAGACGGCUGCACCAGAAGGUCCUCCUACAGGUGGUCGGAGAAACUUCAACGCCAGAGGACCUCCUCGUUCCGGCUCCCCGGGUUUGGGUGCACGUCCCAAAGUACAGUCGGACAUCCCGCUGCGCGUGCUGGUUCCCACGCAGUUCGUAGGGGCAAUCAUUGGCAAGGAGGGCGCCACUAUAAGGAACAUCACCAAGCAGACUCACUCAAAGAUCGACAUCCAUCGAAAGGAAAAUGCAGGAGCGGCAGAAAAGCCAAUUACGAUCCACUCCACUCCCGAAGGCUGUUCAAAUGCCUGCAGAACCAUCAUGGAUAUCAUGCAGAAGGAAGCAGUCGACACAAAGUUCACGGAGGAGAUCCCACUGAAGAUCCUUGCACACAACAACUUUGUAGGAAGAUUGAUAGGAAAAGAAGGACGCAACCUGAAAAAAAUAGAACAAGACACAGGGACCAAGAUCACAAUCUCACCGCUGCAGGAUCUCACUUUGUACAACCCUGAGCGGACCAUCACGAUAAAGGGCUCCAUUGAUGCAUGCUCUAGAGCUGAGGAGGAGGUGAUGAAGAAGAUCAGGGAGUCCUAUGAGAGCGACAUGGCUGCUAUGAAUCUCCAAUCCAACCUCAUUCCUGGCUUAAAUCUGAACGCUUUGGGUUUGUUCCCCAGUGGAGCACCAGGCAUGGGUCCCUCCAUGGCCAGUGUCCCGCCUCCUGGAGCUCAUGGCGGAUGCUCGUAUGGCUGCAGUCCUUAUGGGGCUGAGGGGCCGUUUUGGGCUUCUAUGCUGUCGGCAAGCAGCCAGCCACUUGCUCAGGGCCAGCCAGAGUCUGAGACGGUUCACUUGUUCAUUCCUGCGCUUGCUGUGGGAGCCAUAAUUGGAAAGCAGGGUCAACACAUCAAACAGCUGUCACACUUUGCUGGAGCCUCAAUCAAGAUUGCACCAGCAGAAGGAAUGGAUGCCAAACAGAGGAUGGUCAUAAUUGUCGGGCCACCAGAAGCCCAGUUUAAGGCCCAGUGUCGCAUCUUUGGCAAGCUUAAAGAAGAGAACUUUUUUGGGCCGAAGGAAGAGGUAAAGCUAGAAGCUCACAUUAAAGUUCCCUCCUUUGCUGCUGGACGCGUCAUUGGGAAAGGUGGAAAAACGGUGAAUGAGCUGCAGAACCUGACCUGUGCAGAAGUGGUGGUACCCAGGGACCAGACACCUGAUGAGAACGACCAGGUCAUAGUAAAGAUCAGUGGACACUUCUUUGCAUGCCAGUUGGCCCAGAGGAAGAUUCAGGAGAUCCUGGCUCAGGUGAGGAGGCAACAGCAGCAACAACAGCAGCAGCAGCCUAAGUCUCCAUCGGGAGCCCAACCUCCGAUGCAGCGCAGGAAGUAAUGAUCCAGCAGAUCUGGAGGAGCGGUGACUGGAUCCAUCGUGAAACUUGAAAGAUGGACGGAUGCAGAACAGCUCAGAAGGAGCAUGGGGGGGGAGUAAUGACACUGGAUCCUAAUGCACAUCUCAGGGGUCAGGUCAUCGGAACCAAACAUCCACCCCUCCCUGAACAACUUAAUGACCUUAAGGUGUGGGCAGUAAGACCUUGCUCUUUUAAAGCUCGACCCACUUCACCUCUCUGCAUCUGCUGUGAGAAUGUACUGAGGGCUCCCACCAACAUCACCUGCCCUCCAUUUGACCGCCCCCACCCCACUCCACCCCUGGGUGUAGUUUUUUGUUUCAUUUUGUUAGUUUUACACUAAAACCACGAAGAUAUACCCCCCUCCCCAUCUUUGGUACCUUAAAGAUGUUCGUUUUGUUUUUUUCUUAAUGGGUUAAAGCUUUCUCACGGGUUUUUUUCCGUGGAAAGAAAGGCAUUGCUUGGUCCUGGUGGGACCAACGGAGGUUUAUUUGGGGGGAGGGUUGGCUCUGGCUGGAUGGGCCACAUUUAGGGGGAAAGUUCUUGUUCUAGGACAGGAACCCCUUUGAGGGUGUAUUAUAUCAGGCGUCCUGCCCUCGGAAUGACCGUGGCAUUUUAAAAUGAAAUUCGGAUGCAUUUUAUAGAUAGACCUAUAUGAGAAGAUCGAUAUAUAAAUGAAUUAAAUAUAUAUAUAUUUAGUGGAGUGGGCAGCACGGCGACUGACCCUUUUGGGGAAAAGGGUGCCAAACUGCUGCUGCCCUGAAAAUCCAAUUUAAUAUGCAUUUUGUUUAUCUACCUCAGGAUCUAGUACCUCAGAAGAGAAAAAAAAAAGAUUAUAUGGAGAAAAAAAAGUUCCUUUCUUUUUAUUUUGCUUUUGUGGUAUUUUGUAUACUUUAUAAAGCUGAUAGUCUUUGAACAUUUUUAUUUUUUUAAGAAAAUUUAAACUUUUCAGGUCAGCUGCCAACUGACCUUGCCUUCAACUCUGGUGCUUUAGGCGGCAUUGUACAUGUGGAUGUGUGACAGAGGUGACCCUGUACAUAAGGUUUAUUUGUACAUAGCAGCCUUGGAACAAGAGUUGGUGCCCACCCCUCCCCUCAGCUGGCGGCUGACAGAAGUGUAUAGAGAAAAAAAUUGCCUCUGUCUUUUUUUCCCCCCUUUCAGGUCCAUCAUCUUCUUAAAAUCAAAGAACUAAAACCGUGCAAAAAAAAAAUGCCAACCGUUUAUAUUAACAGCAAUGCCAUUUUGUUUGGGGUUUUGUUGGUAGUUUAAUGUCAGAUCCUCCUUUUGCCUUCUUAUAGGGGCUGUGUCAGAGUCUUUGCCAUUUUAUUUUUGCCCCCUCUUUGGUCCGUUUCAUUUCUGUGUCAUCCACCGCCGUAUUGAUGAUGCUGUUCUGCUAAGGUCCAAACUCCGCCAUAGCAAUGACAUGGCCAUUAAGUCCUUCAUAUCCUCCUGGAUGGUAACAGUAGAGGGAGUGGCACAGAUGGGAGCAUUUUUAUGUUUUGUGCUUUAAGAAAGUGAGUUGACCUAUUUUUGACUUGAUUAGGUUUUUAUUUUUGUUGCUCAUCCAGGGGAAACAAGUCAAACAUAUUUGUGAAUGAACCCUCACUCGGACGGGAAGCAAAGAUCCAAAACGUAGUCAAUUUUAUUUCCUUUGUUUCCUCGCCGAAUGUAAAUGUAUAUCGGUUGUGGUAAAAGUGCUAGUGUAUCCAUGCUUCCACAGUAGAACGCAGUCUACCUCAGCUGAGGGGGAGAGGGGUGGGGGGAGUUGCCGUGGCUCUGGACGCCUCACCCCGCCCCCACUGAGCGCCAGCGCGCACCAAUACCUCAGUACCCCAAACACUUGUUUCUAACUGGGCGCGCCCUCCAGACACCAUCCUUAACUUAGGGGCACAAGUGAUACUUAAAAGGAUCCUCCUGAUACUCACCCUCCCCUCAUCCAGUUUGCUUUUGAUCUACCUCUUUAGACACAUAUUUGAAUUAGAGGCAUUCUUCCAUUUGUUAGAAACCCACCCCCCCCUCACACACACUUUUGUCCACCUCCCCAUAAGAGAAAUUAAAAUUUAAAAUCAUGAACUCUGUAGAUUUAAGAAUAAUGGAAAGUGAUUAGAAAUGUUUUCUUUUGACAGUGUUUAUUGAUAUAUAUAUACUCCUUUUUGGCUUUAUUGAACUCCUGAAUGGUAAUUCCUUUCUGCUUUCUAUUUUUGGUGGUGUGGCUUAAAUAUAUUCAAACUAGUGCUAUUUCUUUUCUGUAAGAAAAUCAAAUCUUUGAUUUCUUUUGCUUUCAGUCUUAUACAAAAAAUAAACGGACUGUUUUGUUUGUUUCUCCCCCCCUCCCGAUCUUUUGGAUUUAAAUGACUUGAAAACAAGAAAAUGCAAGUCCCUUUUGUCUUUAGCAGAUGCUAAACUCACUGAUUUAAAAGCCUUUUUGGUUAGUAUUUCUUGGCUGUGUAAUGUGGAAAAUUUUUUUUUUCCCUUGGUAUGGGACAAAUAAGAGGAACUGAAUCUGUUUUUGGAAAGUGAUCUAUCAGCAUGAUGUUCUCUCCUCCCCCCUCUGCAACCAUACUUGUGCCCUGUCACCUCCCCACAACCACACAGCUCCACUUGUCAAAUGCCUCUGAAUAAAAAAAAUAAAAAUAA
Cyprinodon tularosa is the source of this 4807-nucleotide messenger RNA. It is a transcript of the gene igf2bp3, whose product is annotated as insulin-like growth factor 2 mRNA binding protein 3. The transcript has 16 exons. Gene Ontology annotation, molecular function: mRNA 3'-UTR binding. The coding region runs from base 319 to 2154 and encodes 611 amino acids. Gene Ontology annotation, biological process: nervous system development; regulation of gene expression. Gene Ontology annotation, cellular component: nucleus; cytoplasm; cytosol. The record is from RefSeq and is a predicted model, not a curated record. Lineage: Eukaryota; Metazoa; Chordata; Actinopteri; Cyprinodontiformes; Cyprinodontidae.